AUGGACCGAAAUUCACAAAAACCUCCAUCGCACUUAAGAGGGCGUGAGCUGGGUAUGUACUACCGGAACAAGGCACGCCGAAACAAUCAAAAUGCCGACACAGUCGGCGCAAACGAUGGACAAUGGCGUAGCGAACGGCACAAAGGAUUACAGCGCCGCAAAGCACAGGAACGGUCCAGUUACGAAGCGAACGAACCAGGCAGUUCGAACCGCUUUCGUCGCUAUCAGGACCAACGGGACAUCAGGUUAGAAGACCAAGCGGAAGCACCGCCACCCGGGUUGCGUGGUCGAGAAUUAGGACUGUUUUACCGCGAUCGUACAACAGCGAAAUCGAAGCGGCGUGAAAAGCAGAAUGCAGUGGACAUUACCCUACCGCGCUUGCAGAUUGAGGAGAUCCGGAACCAUCUGCAGAUAAACCGGGGCUUCGAACAGAGUGACAUAUACCGGGAGUUUAUCGAAAAUGAAAACAUCCGUUCGGUGUUUAAGAACGAGUAUUUGCGUGUAAUCAGUAAAACGCUCCAGGAAACACUACAGGAAGAGAGUUCUGCGAUUUCUCGGGACGCACCCUUGGACGAGGAUGCAUAUAAAGCGAUGUUGAUGGAUGAGGAAUUAGAUACUGAACUUGAGUACAAGCGGACUCCGCUGGGUGAGUUUCGCAAAACGUUACCAGCCUACGCUCACCGUACGGCCGUACUGGACAUGAUCGAACGGCAUCAGGUGAUUCUCAUUAAGGGUGAAACGGGUUCGGGCAAAACUACGCAAGUACCUCAGUACAUCCUCGAGGAAGCUAAAGCUUGUGGCCGAGAAUCGCGCUGCAAGAUACUUUGCACCCAACCACGCCGGAUUUCGGCCAUAACACUUGCCCGACGUGUGGCAGAUGAACGGAACGAAGCGCUUGGCCGUUCGGUUGGCUAUCAGAUCAGGUUGGAAUCGGUACCACCGAGAGGAGACGGUGGUAGUAUCCUGUUUUGCACUACCGGCAUUGUGCUGAUGUUGAUGCAAUCGGACCCAUUGCUUCGUCGGUACACGCAUCUGGUGCUGGACGAGAUACACGAGCGUGACGUCAUUACGGAUCUACUUCUGGCCAUCAUUCGGAUGGUACUUCCGUACCGGAAAGACCUUCGAGUGAUCCUAAUGAGUGCAACCCUAACGGCAGAAACAUUCUCACAGUACUUCAACAACUGUCCCAUGGUUGAAAUCCAAGGGAUCACCUACCCGGUACGUGAAUACUACCUCGAGGAUGUUCUGGCGGAGCUAAAGUUUUACACCUUUGAAGAUAAGCAAGCAGCCAGACGGAGAGGAAACCGACACGAGUCACAGCGACGUGAAGACGCGUUCUACGACAUGAUCGAACCGUACUGCGAAGAGAUUCGCGGUCGCUUUCCAGCACCGGUUCUUCGUGCGCUUCAAAAUCCGGGCAGUGAAAACAGCCAGAAUGAACUGAUUGUGGAGCUACUGUACUUUAUCACCUGCGCAAAACCGCCCGGAGCUAUUCUGGUGUUUCUGCCAAGCUUGGCACAAAUAUCCGAACUGUACCGGAUGAUCCGAGAACAUCGUUUGCUUUCGCAGGCAAGGCUCAUCGUGUAUCCGUUACAUUCGCAAAUACCCACCCGAGAUCAAACGGCCGUAUUUGAACGUCCCCCAGACGGGGUACGUAAAAUCAUCCUCUCGACCAACAUUGCCGAAACGUCCAUUACGAUCAACGAUAUUGUGUACGUGAUCAAUGCAGGCCGCCACAAGCUAAAUAUGUACGAAAAUGGUGUUUCGGUGUUGCGCGACGAAUGGAUCUCAACGUCGAACGAAAUUCAACGCAAAGGACGGGCUGGGCGUGUCCAGGAAGGUGUUUGCUACCACCUGUACAGCCGUGCCCGUAGGGGCACGCUGCUGGAGAAUGUUCCACCGGAAAUUAUACGCGUCGCAUUGGAUGAAGUAAUUUUGCAGAUUAAAAUUCUACAACUCGGCGACGCGCGUGCUUUUAUGGAACAUUUGCUCGAUAAACCGGCCGAAGAGGUGAUCGAGCAAUCGCUGAAGCUGCUGAACGGACUGAAUGCGAUCGACAAUGAUGAGAAGCUGACACCGCUCGGGUUUCAUCUAGCUCGUCUACCGAUGGAUCCACGCACCGGAAAGAUGGUCCUGCUGGCAAGCAUCUUUAGCUGUAUCGAUCCGAUCACCUCGAUCGCGGCUAGUUUAACGUUUAAAAAUGCAUUCUAUAAACCGCUGGGCAAGGAGAAGGAAGUCGAUCGGAUUAAGCGCAAUUUUGCGGAAGAUUCGGCAAGUGAUCAUAUUAUGCUUGCGAACGUAAUUGCCGAGUGGCGUAAGCAAUCGAAUAAGGGUGGAUUUUGUGGAAAGAAUUUCUUGAACGGGGCAACAUUGCAGCAGCUAUCCAACAUGAAGGGACAGUUCUGUGAGUAUCUGUACAGGACGAAGUUUAUGGCUGGUGCGGAGGCUGAAUCAAAGCAGGACAAUCUGCACUCGGAUAAUAUUGAUCUGCUACGAGCAAUCGUUGGAGCUGGAUUGUACCCGAAUGUGGCGUUCGUGCGGAAGGUGAUCCGGUCGCGGAAUAGUCCGGAUGGGCGAGCGAUCCUGAACGUGGAACAGCAGGGUAGAGCGGAAAUUCAUCCCGGAUCGGUUAAUGGCAACAGGGGCGUUUUUCAUUCAAAUUUUGUCGUUUACUACGACAUGCAGAAGCUUAAGGCGCUCACCAUCUUCGACACGACCGUUGUGAACCCAUUCCCGCUACUAUUCUUCGGAGACAAUCACGUGGAAACGAACGAAGGACGUCAAAUGAUCUCCAUCGCCGGUCAUUACUGCCUCAAGUGCGAUAAAGAAACGUACGACCUGAUACAGGACCUGCGGGCAGGCUUCAAUCUGUUCCUGCAGAAGCAAAUCUGCAACCCAUCACCGGUCGAUUGGAACUCACGCGAAGGCGAACUGUUAAGAUCUAUCAUUAAGCUGAUAACACUCGGCUGCAAGUUUGAGGAUGGUUUCGAUGAUGACGAUGCAGAGGAACAACACUCGGGAUAG
This is a messenger RNA of Anopheles maculipalpis, 3024 nucleotides long. RefSeq names its product ATP-dependent DNA/RNA helicase DHX36-like. Gene Ontology annotation, cellular component: intracellular anatomical structure; cytoplasm; nucleus. NCBI's taxonomy places the organism in Eukaryota, Metazoa, Arthropoda, Insecta, Diptera, Culicidae. The record is from RefSeq and is a predicted model, not a curated record. Gene Ontology annotation, molecular function: ATP binding; G-quadruplex RNA binding; DNA helicase activity. The transcript has 5 exons. The coding region runs from base 1 to 3024 and encodes 1007 amino acids.